CGAGUUGUUAGUGUCAGGAGAUGCUCAAGAGCGACAAGUCAGUGACAAAAUGACAGGCGCCAUUGUCCUGCCUUGUGCCUUGUGGUGAAAUGCAGCUGGCCGCCUUUUGCCAGCCAGCUGGGACCCUUGCUCCCGUCACCUUGUUGGAAACAAAGUACGGUGACAUUAACACGGACAGGGCACAUCCAUCCGUUCGCAUCAGGGUAUUGAUGGGAGACCAUUUCCAUUUCGCUAUUUCAUCCUUUGACAACUCCUCCUUGCCGUCCAUCCUUUUUCGCGUUCUUGAUUUCUUUCUCUCUUCUGCUAUCCCAUAUUCACAUCUACCAGAGAUCAUGUCUUCCACCACUGCUACCACAACUACUACGCACAACAACAUGACCGACGAAGAGCUUGACCGCGACUGGAAGCCCAAUGGCCGUCGCCCGCAAUCCACCAUUGCGCGCAACUUCUCCCAGGAGCUGAUGGACAUCUUCCGCAUCGACAAGGACAUCACCGACCUCGCCGACCAGACCGACAAGCGGUCAGUCUCCGCCAACGCCAACGCCAGCGCCACGAUUGACAUCGACCUCGAUACCCGAAAGCAAGAAGUCGACAAGAAGACGUCCGAACUCGAAGCCCUCGAGGCGCGUCUCCGUGAGAUGGAGGAGAAACUCAAGAGCCAGUACCCAGCAGCUGCCGUCGGCAACCAGGCACAGCCAUCACAGAUCCAGACCCAGAACCAGCAAAACAAGAGCAGGCCAGGGACCACGAGACAGAGCCAGCGGGCGCCAGUUUCCGGGGCGAUGCCGCCUACUCCGAUAGGAAGUGAAGGUGAAGUGGAAUCCCCGAUCGAGCCCGCUAGCCCCCGAACACCACGAGCACCCCGACCGCUUGAUCAGCCGUUCUUCCACGUCGCUACAUUUGCUUCCUCCGGAGAUGACGCAGCAUCCAUCAAAUCCAUCCAAACCGUAUCCGAGAGCUCCAGUUAUGCUGACUUUGUCCUUGUGGCCCCCAAUCCAGACGGCGACCGCGAGCGAUACCACUGAGUACCUCUACAAUAUUCUGAAUUUCGAGAGAUACCCCCCUAUGCCUCCUCAACCUUGUCGACAGCACUGAGGGUGGAGGAGGGAUCGGAAUUGCAUUACAACAAACGACGACAUCUACUGAGAUUUGCCGGCGAAUAACAACAACCGGG
Neurospora tetraspora is the source of this 1174-nucleotide messenger RNA. RefSeq lists its product as uncharacterized. Bases 90 to 1025 code for a protein of 311 amino acids. NCBI's taxonomy places the organism in Eukaryota, Fungi, Ascomycota, Sordariomycetes, Sordariales, Sordariaceae. The transcript is spliced from 4 exons. The record is from RefSeq and is a predicted model, not a curated record.